This is a messenger RNA of Amphibalanus amphitrite, 2866 nucleotides long. RefSeq names its product cadherin-87A-like. Lineage: Eukaryota; Metazoa; Arthropoda; Thecostraca; Balanomorpha; Balanidae. The record is from RefSeq and is a predicted model, not a curated record. The coding region runs from base 980 to 1729 and encodes 249 amino acids. The transcript is spliced from 5 exons.
ACCCUGCUGGUUUCAUGGUUCGAGCUGCCGUCGCAUCCGAGGGCUCAAAAGAACCCUUGAUCUUCAUCGAGGCGGGUGUGAAAGUCAACUUACACGUUUAUGUCCAUCUGCUAGAGGAACAUGCUCUGCCUUGGAUCGCUCAGUCGUUCCGAGACGGAUACGUCGUCGUCCAGGACAUUGCGUCGUCUCAGACGGCGAACUUCAUUCAACAGUGCAUGGUGGAAGACCCACAUGCCUGGGUUCUGGGACAAGGACAUGUGGCCACCGUCAAGUCCGGGCCUGAGCCCGAUGGACUUCACCUUCUGGGCCAUCCUGGAGAGGGAGAUGUGUGCAACACCACACAGCAGCAUGGCCGCUCUGAAGCUGGCCCUCGAGACGGCAUGGUCGAAUUUCGACGAGGACACCGUGCGGCGCCCGCGCCUCUCCGCAGGGAGAGGUUUCGGGACAGGGGUGAAGACCAAAGGUGGCCAUAUUGGUUCAUAGUCCCGUUGCUGAGAUGUGACAUGCUACUGAAUACGUGUACCAAAAAUAAAUUGAAUAUCUUUGUUCGGGACCGAAAUAUUUUUUUUUUAAAUCAAGAGGUAAAUCUUUCUGCCACACCCUGUAUACAUAAGUUGUGAAUACUUAUGAAAAAAUGCAUUAGUUUAUUGUGUUUUGUUUUAGGUGAUAGGUAUGUGUUUGCCGGACGCUCCCCCCCCCCCCCCCCGUCAUAUAUCCCCAAUGUCCGGAAUGUAUGGGGACGUGACUGCCAUAUCUUUACAGGUGGAAUAUGUUGCAGACAUUCCUCCCCUAUCUAUUGCCAGGUAUGAUAUAUCCCUGAUGUGCCUUGUGUAUUCCCAGGUCACACAUGACCUGACGAGAUCACCUGACGAGUCCCUUCAUGUAUUCCCAGGUGGGAGAUAAUACCCUCUGACGUGUCUCUCAUAAUUCGCAGAUCGAAUCCUGACGUGUUCUGUAUGUGUGUAUUUCCAGGUCAGACAUGUACCUCCACGUGGCGGACGGCCGGCAGCAGAUUGUACCCACUGGCGAGGUGCUGCGAGCGUUCGACCUCCACUACGACUACAUUCAGAGGGAGCAUGGCGCGCUCAACGUACAGAAAGUGCAGGCGGCUGACGCGGCGCCCACCUCUCACGAGACGAAUCAGACGCUGGUGACGCUGGUGGCACUACUGCUGGUGCUGGUGAUCGGCCUGGUGACAUUCUGCGCCGUCUGCUGCUGUCUAAAAACCGUGCCGGUCGCCGUGCCCUCCUACAAGGAGCAGGUGAAGCAGCCGCCGCAGCCGCCCACUCCGCGGGCCUCUGUGGAUCAGCCCGAAACACCGCCUGGCACCGAGAACCCUCUCUGGAUCGGAAACAAACUCAAAAUGUACGAGGAGCAGGAGCUGAGCAUGCAAGUGUCCGGUGAUCCUGAGGCGGCCGGAGGAGUGGAGGACAGUCCCUCUCCUCAGGAGGAGGGUCAGAAUACCUACGCCACCAUCCAGCGGCCCGGCGAGCCGGCCGAACAUAGUCCCAACGGAGAUACAGCCGAUUACGCGACCCUGGGACGGUACUCCUCUCCGACUCUGCCCCUGGGACCCACAAUCCCUGGUGUGGUACCGGCACGAGAGCGACUACCGGGGGUGCCUCCGCCGCCGCCGACGGCCGCCCAGCAGUCCGGCGCAGAUAGUCGCCAUCGACGACUGAGUGUCGGUAGAGACGGCCGGCCCGAGCUGGUGUCCGAGCUGCAGUGAAUACCGGCGGAAGCAGGGUCUGCAGUGAAUCCUGGCCAGAGUUGGUGUCCGAGCUGCAGUGAAUACCGGCGGGAGGGAGGAGGGUCUGCAGUGAAUCCUGGCCAGAGCUGGUGUCCGAGCUGCAGUGAAUACAGGCAGGAGGAGGGUCUGCAGUGAAUCCGAGCCAGAGGUGGUGUCAGAACUAUACUGAAUUCCGGUUGAAGGCAGAGUUGCAGAGAAUACCGGCGGGAGGCCUGCAGUGAAUACCGGCAUGAGAGGGGAUGCAGUGAAUCCCGGCUAUAGUGACCCCGUAGCGAUUCGAGACUGAAAGUGUAUCGGCAUUGCAAUGAAUGCCUGCCGUACCAAGUACUUUGGGAGUACUGCCGUUUGGAGGGCAUGCAGUGAAUAUCAAUCGUUGAGCAUGCACUGAAUACCACCUAUGUAGAUGUUAAGAUUGCGAUGAAUGCCGGUAAGAGAUGCGACCGCAGUGAAUGAAGGGCGACUUAUAAAUUAUAAAAAAAAAAAUGUAUAAAUCAACAGAGAACUUAGCGAGAGGUGCAGAAAGCAAAUGUGUACGUCUAGCUUUUGAUGAUGAACUAUCUGAAUUACAUCAAUUAUCGCAACAACUUGUUGAGCGAUAAGGCAAAAGAUUGAAGGAGUUAUUGCCUUUCGACAUAUUUUCUGUUCAUAAUUGUCCUUUCUCUGUCUGCAUCCUGGAUUUGCUCGUAUGUAAUCUAUUCGUUUGCUCGCUUUUCGCUGUGAUGGUUGUAUCAACGAGUUCUUUAAACGCCUCGGUGUUUUACGCUCCAUUAUGCGCUAUUUAUUUUCUAGAACAUUGACUUCUCCAAAUGCGAACCAUGUACAAUGUUCGGUGGUUUGCUCGACGAAGCCAUAUUUGGGCAGUUAUUUAGGACCAGAGACUUGUGUGGAACAUUUAGAAGCUAGAAUAUUGCGGUGUUGGCGGAUGAGUCGUCAAGCUGGUGUACUGAAACCGGCCGUAGUGCUUGUCGUUAGCAUUUUGAGACAACGAAUGAAGUCUAUUGAUAUCCAUCCUACUACAUGUAUCUUCGCUAGAUUAGCGAUGAGACUGAUGUCGAGUCGACUUUAGAAGCAAUGCUCUGUAUUGUAAUGAUCUUAUGUAUUUUUCCAUGUCGCUUA